GUGUUCCUUUCCCCUCGUCCAAUCAGAGGCCGUCCUCCCUGGUGUCUGAAGUCAUCGGGAAUUAGCAGGAGCGGCUCGAAGACGGCGGACUAGCUGACCCCUCCUCCCGAGUUAGCUGCCGCGCGCUUCGGCCCAGCAGCAGGAGCGCGAGAGCUCCCUUGUUGUCUUCCUGCUUCUCCUCCUCCGCCCCUCCCCCGCCUUCUCUUGGACGAGUAAGGGCGCGAGCGUGGCUCAAAGCGGGAGGAAGAAAGUUACUCGGAGGGGGGGAAGAAAGGGGGCGGGACUACCGCGGUGGGCGAGGGAAGGAAGGAGCGAGCCUGCCUGAGGCUCAGUCUUAGCUUGACUGACGGAGUCGUGGUCGGGAUGGGGUGAAGCGGCUGGCGUGGCAGCAGCGUCGGACCGGAGAUUCCAAAAGAAGUUUACAUGGUGGAAUUAUUUUUGCAAACUGCACGAAGAAAUGUGAUUUAUUUUCAGAACUGAUAAGGAGAACAUUAACAUGAAAGAGUGACUGUAAUAUUUGCCAAGAAGUCUAUUUUUGCGGUGUAUCAGCUAUCUUAUUUAAAAAUACUCUUCUAAAGAAUGAUUUGCACUAAAUGGAAGGAAAACUGAAAUGCUUUGAAGACUGUCAACAAGAACUCUGCUCCUGAGGAAUAUUUUGAUUUAAUACAUUAGAACUGUGAGAGUUUCUUUUUUCAAUAAUUGGAGAUUUAAAAAACAACAAAAACAAAAACUAUUCUCAAGCAGAAGUAGGAUUGAUGUACUGGGACCUGAAGAGCUGCAGCACUAUCUGAAUGCCCUAGUUCUAAGGCAAUUGUCAGAAGUUUUUAUUUGCCUUGCUCUGUUCAGAAUACUUAAAUCUUUAAACCAUAUAUUUGUUUCCUAAAUAAUGGCGUGGGUAAAGUUCUUGAGAAAACCCGGAGGAAAUCUUGGAAAAGGAUAUCAACCUGGAAGUGUGAUGUCUUUGGCUCCUACCAAAGGCUUGUUGAAUGAGCCAGGGCAAAAUAGCUGCUUUCUUAACAGUGCUGUUCAGGUUUUAUGGCAACUUGACAUAUUCCGACGAAGCUUGAGAGGUCUCACUGGCCAUGUUUGUCAGGGAGAUGCCUGCAUAUUUUGUGCUUUAAAGGCAAUAUUUGCACAGUUCCAGCACAGUCGAGAAAAAGCACUACCGUCAAAUAAUAUGAGGCAUGCCUUGGCUGAAAGUUUUAAAGAUGAGCAGCGUUUUCAGCUUGGGUUGAUGGAUGAUGCAGCAGAAUGUUUUGAAAAUAUACUUGAGAGGAUUCACUAUCACAUAGUGCCAAGCAGUGAAACAGAUAUGUGCACUUCUAAAUCCUGCAUUACUCAUCAGAAGUUUGCUAUGACGCUAUAUGAACAGUGUGUUUGUCGCAGUUGUGGGGCAUCUUCAGAUCCUUUGCCUUUCACAGAAUUUGUGCGUUAUAUUUCAACAACAGCCUUGUGCAAUGAAGUUGAUAGGAUGUUGGAAAGACAUGAGCGACUCAAACCUGAAAUGUUUGCAGAAUUGCUUCAGGCUGCAAAUACUACGGAUGACUUCAGAAACUGUCCUAGUAACUGUGGCCAAAAGAUAAAAAUACGUCGUGUUCUAAUGAACUGCCCUGAAAUUGUCACAAUUGGUUUAGUCUGGGAUUCAGAACAUUCUGACCUAACAGAAGAUGUCAUCCGUAAUCUGGCAACACAGCUGUAUCUUCCAGGGUUGUUCUAUAGAGUUACUGAUGAACAUGCCAAAAAUAGUGAACUUUUUCUUGUGGGGAUGAUUUGCUAUGCAAGCAAACAUUACUGUGCCUUUGCUUUUCAUACUAAGAGUUGCAAAUGGGUGCUGUUUGAUGAUGCUAAUGUGAAAGAGGUUGGAACAAAAUGGAAAGAUGUAGUGUCCAAAUGCAUUCGGUGUCAUUUUCAACCAUUGCUGCUAUUUUAUGCAAACCCGGAUGGUACACCUGUAUCAACAGAAGAUGCACCCAGGCAGAUAAUUCAUUGGUCACACUACAAAGCAGGAAAUGGAGAAGAACUUGGAUUUGAAAAAUCAACUUUUCACAUGUCAGAUGAUAUAAAAGAAAAUGGGUUUGGAGAAUCUGUUACUCAGAAGAGCAACAAAAAAUAUCAACCAGAAAACCCACCAUUCAGUAGGAACCAUAUUCAAUCAAGUACUGUCAAUAGGCCAGGCAAGUUGGUGCAUAGUGAGCACAAGGAAAAAGCAAAGGAUAUUUCCAGAGAGUGUGCUCAAAAGGUUGCUGAGAUGAAAAAUUUCUCAUCAGCUAGAAAAGAUGCAGACAGAGGAUCAAAAAGAGAGGCUGGGAAACAAAGAGAGCUGUUUGGAGAAACCCACAGUAAUUUUAAGCCAGGAUCACCACCUUCUGGAAAUGGAUUUCGAUCACACUCUAAUGAACGCAUAUAUAAUAGCCAGGGAAGAGGACCUUAUAAACAUGACAAGAUACACAACCAAAUAAGGUCUGGCUUUCAGGCACUGGGAUCAAAUAAAACCAAUGGCUUUCCUGAUGGAGAGAAGGUGAGCCGUGUGAAGGCUGACAGUAUUGUUGGUUAUGACACAGAUAGUAGCCAAGACUCUAAGGAUAAAGGAAGUGUCAGUAGCAGUAAAAGUCGAAGCAGAGGUUGGAAGCCCAUGCGGGAAACACUCAAUGUAGACAGUAUCUUUAAUGAUACUGAGAAAAAAGAGCAUAGUUCAAAACCCAAACUAAAUGCAAGCAGCAAAUCUAAACAUGAAAAGGAGCAGAGUCCAAACAACUGGCCAAAAGAAAAUGCAAAUCAAAAAGGCUUAAUGACCAUCUAUGAAGAUGAAACUAAACAGAUGGGCAGCCGAAACUCCUUGGAUUCAGAAGGCAAAGGAAAUUCAGAAAAAGGCAAAGGCUUUACUGAGAGAAAAAUUCACACUGAUGGUUGGCAGAUACAAAGGACUGAGUCUGGUUAUGAAAGCAGUGAUCAUAUCAGCAAUGCAUCUGCUAAUCUGGAUUCACCUGUCAUUGAAGGAACCAGCCCCGUGGACACAACCAUGAAAGAAACAGUUCCUUGCAGUGAACAGAAUCUAUCUGCCAGAUAUCCUGCAUGUGUCUUGCAAUCUACCACCCAGCAGAAUAAAGACUCUUUAGAUGCCUUGAAGAAAGACCUGAUUAAUACCCAGUUUAACUACAGAACUCAUAAUCCCCAAUCAGCAUCCCAUUUGCAGAUGCAAUGUCCACCAUUGAAAAGGAUUGACGUGCCUGAUUGUAAUAAGAAGUUUCCCCAUUCAUUAACACUACAAACCACAUCAAAAGACUACACUGAGAGAGAGAUGAAGAACUGUGGAUUAAGUGAGCAGAGCUCACAGUGGUUUAAUCAAGAUAUGCUUGAAGAAACUAAUGUUCACAUAGCAGCUGACAGUUCCGCUUGCUGUUAUAAUGAUGGUAAUUUAGUUAUAUCUGAAAAGUUUCAGAGCAUUAGUCUGUCUUCCCACUUGCCUCCUUCAAAGACAGGUAGAUCCAGACCGGCACUUGCAUUUUUCUUGCAGCAGAAUAUAUCAAAACCUUCCUAUACUGAAUCAGUUCAGCCUGCUGAACAUAAAGUACAUUUGUAUAGUGGCAAGGCUGAUGAUACGCCAGAAGCAAUUUACCAAAAUCUUCCUCCUCCUUUACCUCCAAAGAAAUAUGCUCUGACUAGUUUCCAUGGAUUAGAACAUGAAUCCACUGUGGAUUUAAUACCAACAGAAAUACUGCACUCUAAUCCUUCAGGUGUUGAAAAGCAUGCUGUAAGUGUUACUCCAAAAUCUACAUUUGAAACAAGUCCAUUUACAAAUGAAGAAAGAAUUAAAGCAACAUUUCAAGGGAGCGAGACCUGCAGGGCCAACCUUCCAUCUAGUUUAUCAGUAAAUGAUUUGUGGACUGUGUCCAGCAAUCCUACAAAUAAAGGUGUGUCCCACAAAGGACUAAGUGCUAGCUCUCUGGAUGCAAACGCAAAUGAUAUUAUAUCACUUACUACUUAUUUUUCAGUUGAUAAUUGUAUGACCGACACAUACAGGAUGAAAUAUCACCAAAGACCCAGACUAUAUUUUGCAGAUACUGGUGUAUUGAACAAAGAAAGAUGUAUACCACCAGCUGGGAUGCCACUGAACACUUCAUACCAUAACACUUCUGAUUCAGAGUAUCCCACAGCUGAGCAGAAACAUAAACUUAACAUUGAAAAUGUGCAUUGCAAUAGGUAAAGGCUCUCAUAAACUGAGCAUAAUCCUUGGCACUCUUAACAUGAGGCAAUGCUUAGGUUGUCUUUACCUCACCCAUACUUCAUUACAAAGUUACUGCUAUUUCCUCAGUGUGUUUGCACAUGCAUGUAUGUCAAGAAAGAUGCAAAGACUUCUGGUCCUAUGUUCAUGGAAUUUUUGCUGCUCUGCUUUAAUAAGGUUUGCACCUGUUAUAAGCAAAUAGGGAGUUGUUUAGCCUGUUACACUUUGAAAUUUGAAUUUCAAAGCAAUCCCAUUUAAAUAAGUAUUUAUUUAAUAACUGGGAAUAGUCUGCUUUUGCAAGUAAUUAAAGCUGCUCCUUUAACUCAAUUUAAUUUAGAACAUGUUCUCAAGAUUACUGUACAGAUUGGCUUGGAUUGAUUAAGGUAUUCACAGUUGCAAAGGGUUUCCUGUCUUGCUCUUCAU
This is a messenger RNA of Heteronotia binoei (common prickly gecko), 4645 nucleotides long. It is a transcript of the gene USP53, whose product is annotated as ubiquitin specific peptidase 53. Bases 887 to 4204 code for a protein of 1105 amino acids. Gene Ontology annotation, cellular component: cell-cell junction. The transcript is spliced from 16 exons. Gene Ontology annotation, biological process: protein deubiquitination; response to auditory stimulus; sensory perception of sound. Lineage: Eukaryota; Metazoa; Chordata; Lepidosauria; Squamata; Gekkonidae. The record is from RefSeq and is a predicted model, not a curated record. Gene Ontology annotation, molecular function: cysteine-type deubiquitinase activity.